Penicillium griseofulvum is the source of this 1473-nucleotide messenger RNA. RefSeq names its product FAD-linked oxidoreductase easE (gene fgaOx1). The coding region runs from base 1 to 1473 and encodes 490 amino acids. The record is from RefSeq and is a predicted model, not a curated record. The transcript has 3 exons. NCBI's taxonomy places the organism in Eukaryota, Fungi, Ascomycota, Eurotiomycetes, Eurotiales, Aspergillaceae. Gene Ontology annotation, molecular function: oxidoreductase activity; FAD binding.
AUGGAGGGCCGCACAACCAGCGGCUCGACCGAAGAGGAAACGUGUUAUGUGGGAGGACCCGUGGAUAUACCUUGUCACCAAGGCCGUACUCCUUUAUACUCGGCUGCUGUGCGGUCAGUCUCCCACGUGCAGGAUGCCAUAAAGUUUGCAAAGGAUCAUAACCUACGACUUGCAAUCCAAAAUACUGGUCAUGAUGGUUCGGGGCGCUCCAGUGCUCUAGGCUCAUUCGAGAUACACACGCAUCACCUGAAACAUACACAUUAUCAUGAUAACUUCCAGCCAGUCGGGGCUACUACAACCUCGGGACCUGCGGUUACUGUUGGGGCUGGAGUUAUGCUCGGAGAGCUCUAUGCCGAGGGUGCUCGGCAAGGACACACCAUAGUCGGGGGAGUAUGUCCCACCGUCGGCUUUGUUGGCGGCUUCCUUCAAGGGGGCGGUGUUUCUGGAAAGUUCAGUCACACCAGGGGGCUUGCUGUCGACAAUGUUUUGGAGAUUCAAGCUGUAACAGCAGAUGGUGACUUGGUAGUAGCCAACGAUUACCACAAUCAAGACCUGCUUUGGGCAUUAAGAGGAGGGGGGGGAGGUACAUUCGCGCUCGUCACUCAAGCAACGGUGCGGAUAUUUCCAGACGUCCCGUGUGUUACCACCCGGUUUGAAGUAUCUGCACCGGAAGGCUUAGAUGAAGAGUCCUGGACGCAGGCGUUGACACAGAUGCUCAAGACUUUACGGAUAUUUAACGAACAAAGCAUCGCUGGAGAGGUUCACCUGCAAGCCGAUCCGCUGACUGCAAGGCUCACUCUACAUUUUUUGAAUACAACGGACCUCGACAACGUUGAUCUUCGACUGAGAGUACUCUUCGACUAUUUUCGAACCCAGCAAAUUCCGUACAAUUACUCAUCCGAAUAUUAUGCUCUAGUAAGUUCGAGUUUACGGCACGAUCCCGAUAUCUACCCAGCAGAGUACGGGAUCACACAAGGAUCUGUUCUGGUUUCGGAACACCUAUUCAAGUCACCACAAGGACCAUAUCAAAUAGCCAAGACACUCACUCAAGUUCAUCUUCAAUCUGGUGAUGAACUCUUUUUGAACACUCUCGGAGGAGCAGUCAAUAUCAACCCUAAUUCUGUUAAUGCAUCAAUGCAUCCAGGUUGGCGCCAUUCAGCACUGCUGAUAAACCUCUACAAGUCCGUUCCCCGCUCUGUGGAAGCCAGAUCACAUGCUAGCUACGAGCUCACAAGUGUGCAAAUGCCGAUUCUGUACUCACUAGAUCCGAGUUACAAGGUGUCCUAUCUUAACAUGGGCGACCCAAACGAUCCUGACUUCCGAAACGUGUAUUGGGGCACGAAUUAUGAUCGAUUGUUGGCUAUCAAGCAAAAGUGGGACGCUGACGCAUUGUUUAUAACCAGGUUGGGGGUAGGGAGUGAGUUUUGGGAUCAGGAUGGUCUAUGCAGGAAACAGGGUGGCCUCUGGGGUUGA